AUGAAGUUGGCGUUUGAUCUUGUUAUCUUUGGCCUGCUUGCCAGGUUGGCUCAUGCUGCGAGCUUGGUCCGCCUCCCAAAUCAACAUGUUUUGGCUGGUGAGCUCGACAAUGGAGACCAGCCACCAACAAAACUUCCGCAUGAAGUCAGAAAGGCAUUGAAGAAAGCAGAGAUCAUUCCAACUGUCAUGGAUGACUUCGUCCCUACCUUGGACUUAAGAGUCAAGUGGUCCCAUGGUAACAAAGCGUCUUUGGGUAAUACUCUCAAGCCAAAAGACCUUCAGGAUCCCCCCUCCAUUCGUCUCAAGGACCUGGUGGCGUCUACAACAUGCCUUCGUCGCUCUAGCACAAGUCUCGUGAUUGUCAUUACCGAUCCCGAUGCCCCGUCCCGAGAUGACCCCAAAUGGUCUGAGUUCUGCCACUGGAUUGCUGUUGGUCCGCUCGUAACAGCGGAUUGUCCCAUCAGCGACGAACAAACCCAAAUCCAUGGAUGUUGUUCGUCCGUUUCACUCGGUACCUUGGAGGAUGUCGUGUCUUAUACACCCCCGGCUCCGCCUGAAAAGACCGGAAAGCACAGAUAUGUCAUCUUGGCCCUCGCGCCGGUCAAUGGAACGAGCGAGAAGCUGCAUUUGUCGAAACCCAAGGAGAGAAAGCGCUGGGGAUACGACAAACCGGUGAACGGCAAGACGCAUGGUGUAAGAGAUUGGGCAGUUGAGAAUGGACUGGUACCCUUUGCGGCGAACUUCAUCUAUGCGCAAAAUAAGAAACAGUGAUAUCGAUAAAUACUGAUUCAGUGAUGUGAGUGUUCUGGUCUAUGUGGAAAUGCAAAUCAUGUUGAUGGGCGUGAAAGAAGACAAAGAGAUGAGCAACAAAAGGCGACUGUUAGACGUACAAACACUCCCAUAGAACCUGUGCUUACUUAAACAAAGCUUCAAAAACCC
This is a messenger RNA of Neurospora tetrasperma FGSC 2508, 939 nucleotides long. RefSeq lists its product as uncharacterized. The coding region runs from base 1 to 771 and encodes 256 amino acids. NCBI's taxonomy places the organism in Eukaryota, Fungi, Ascomycota, Sordariomycetes, Sordariales, Sordariaceae. The transcript has 4 exons. Gene Ontology annotation, molecular function: phospholipid binding; peptidase inhibitor activity. The record is from RefSeq and is a predicted model, not a curated record. Gene Ontology annotation, biological process: regulation of proteolysis; regulation of Ras protein signal transduction.